Pelmatolapia mariae (spotted tilapia) is the source of this 1312-nucleotide messenger RNA. RefSeq names its product uridine 5'-monophosphate synthase-like. Gene Ontology annotation, molecular function: orotidine-5'-phosphate decarboxylase activity; orotate phosphoribosyltransferase activity. The coding region runs from base 345 to 1220 and encodes 291 amino acids. NCBI's taxonomy places the organism in Eukaryota, Metazoa, Chordata, Actinopteri, Cichliformes, Cichlidae. Gene Ontology annotation, biological process: 'de novo' pyrimidine nucleobase biosynthetic process; 'de novo' UMP biosynthetic process. The transcript has 9 exons. The record is from RefSeq and is a predicted model, not a curated record.
GCCGCAACGUUUGUGGUUUAACUUCCACAAACAACGAUUCUUUCUACCAGACUUCAUCACACGUCCUCAAUGAGCUACGCGACAUUUUAUCUGUAAAUAUUAAAUGCUCUUAAAACAUACAUUGACGCUUUUAUUCUGAAACAUUUGGCCGAAGGGUUCCAGGUAGGAGUUAAAGUCCAGCUGAAGCUCGUGAAUACGGAGAGCGUGGACGGCGCUUCACUGACAGUUUAAUCCUGAAGCUCCACGACGUGAACGGAGUGAAGUUCGGAGAACAAAAGCUGAAGAGCGGCCUGCUGGCUCCCAUUUAUAUCGACCUGAGGGCGCUCGUGUCCCACCCCGCGCUCAUGAACCAGGUUGUGAGUCUCAUCUACGAGCGAGUGCAAGAAGAGGGGCUGAAGGUGACGGAUGCAGUGGUCCUAAUGGACAGAGAGCAAGGUGGUGUGGAGAUGUUGGCUUCAAAGGGAAUCAAGCUCCAUCCCAUCAUCUCCAUAUCUCAGCUGCUCCGUGUGCUGCAGGCAGCCGAACGCAUCGACGCCCAAACCGCCCAGAGUGUCCACAAGUUCAUCCAGGACAACAACACUUUCAGCCCCAAGAAUGGCAGCGACUCUCCUGCCAGUAAGAAGCUGGAGCUCAGUUAUUCAGACAGAGCCGAGUUACCAAACUUUCACCCUCUAGCAUCAAAGCUGCUGAAGAUUAUGGAGGAGAAGCAGUCCAACCUUUGUGUGUCUGCUGAUGUAACCAACAGCGAGGAGCUGCUGCAGCUGGCCGAGUCGCUCGGUCCAAAGAUCUGCAUGCUGAAGACUCAUGUAGACAUCCUGGAGGACUACACAUCAGCCUUCAUUCAGAAAGUGCAAGCCUUAGCAGAGAAACACGACUUCCUCAUCUUUGAAGAUCGCAAGUUUGCUGACAUCAGGAACACAGUCAAGCAUCAGUAUGAGGGUGGUUUGUACCAGAUUUCCUCCUGGUCCCACAUAGUAAACGCCCACGCAGUGCCGGGGCCGGGAGUGGUGAAAGGUCUGAGCGCUGUAGGAAAGCCUCUGGGCCGAGGCUGUUUGCUCAUAGGUCAGAUGAGCUCCCAGGAUCACUGGCUGCUGGUGAAUACACAAAGGCUGCGAGGAGCACUCGGACUUUGUGAUGGGGUUUAUCUGUGGCUCCAAGCUCACAGAGAGGCCAGAGUUCAUCCACAUGACCCCCGGGGUGCAGAUGCAGGCUGGAGGUGAUCAUCACAGAAUCUGGAAGCCAACCAGACUCCCACCCUAUUCAGUGGAACGCCCACUCGUCUGCACACAUCACCCAGUACAUCCUUAAAUGG